This is a messenger RNA of Lethenteron reissneri (Far Eastern brook lamprey), 1042 nucleotides long. Lineage: Eukaryota; Metazoa; Chordata; Hyperoartia; Petromyzontiformes; Petromyzontidae. The record is from the annotation of a RefSeq genome assembly.
AUGCUAUCCCCAUUAAUUCAGUCUACACUACUAAUAACCUUAGGUCUCGGCACACUUGUAACAUUUUCAAGCACCAGCUGAAUUCUAGCUUGAAUCGGCUUAGAAAUUAAUACAAUUGCUAUUAUUCCUCUAAUAGCAAAAACACACCACCCACGUUCAAUUGAAGCAACUACUAAAUACUUCAUUGCUCAAAGUGCAGGCUCUGCCACACUUCUUAUUACUGCCUGUUUAACCGCUUGACACUCAGGAAACUGAGCAAUCAGCCCGUCAAGCGACCCAAUUAUUCUUAACGCUAUAACUCUUGCCCUAAUACUUAAACUAGGUAUAGCCCCUAUACACUUCUGACUUCCAGAAGUAAUAGCAGGCCUAGAUCUUACAACUGGCAUAAUCCUAGCAACUUGACAAAAAUUAGCCCCAAUUGCUCUCCUUAUUCAAAUUGCACAAGAUCAAAAUAAUGUAUUUAUUCUUGGCCCAGCCUUAUUAUCAGUAUUUAUUGGAGGAUGAGGAGGCCUAAAUCAAACUCAAACACGAAAAAUUAUAGCCUACUCAUCAAUUGCACACAUAGGCUGAAUUGCUAGCAUAGCCCCAUUUAAUCCUACAAUUACUUGAGUUACAACACUAAUCUACUGCCUACUUACAAGCACAACAUUUAUUAAUCUUAAUAAUUUAAAAGCUAAUAAAAUUACAGCACUCACCAUAAAUAAACAUAAUCAAAUUUCUCAAAUAUUCCUAUUACUUCUCCUACUAUCCCUAGGAGGCUUACCCCCACUUACAGGAUUUACUAAUAAACUUCUAGCAUCAAUUGAACUCGCCAACCAAAACCUUGUUAUUUAUCUAUUUCUAAUAAUAAUAGGCUCAUUACUAAGUUUAUUCUUUUAUACUCGAAUAUGUUAUCUAUCAAUUAUUCUAUCACCUCCAUGUCCAACAACAAAUCUUAUUCUUUGACGUGUAGCCCCAAAUAAACCUAUAACCCUCAUGACUAUGUUAUCAAUUAAUCUGUUUAUUUUAACACCUCAACUCAUAGCAAUCUUUACCCUACACU